GCCCGUGGUUUUCAGCAUGCCUCAACCGGUUUAGCACGCGACCGGGCACGCUGGGUUGCACCGAUUGUGCUGUUGGCACCAUGGAACUCCUGAUCGUCCUCGUGCUGUCCUCCUGUGCGGUGGACAUCGUGGACGCCUGGCUGACCGGAGAGGCCGGAGACAUCGUGGACGGCAUGAAAAGAGAAAAAUUCAUGAACGAAGCCAAGGCUAUUGUGAGAGCUCUUGAUGGUGGCGUUUGCCCCAGGAGUCUUCGCGAAAAAGUUUCCAAGGACGUACGCUACUUGCUCCCCCAGAGAUAUGACUAUGGCAUCGGUUGUGCAUUUGUGGAGAAGAACUUGGCAGGAUUGGAGGGGAAGGGCUGUCGCUGUCCCGGCUCUUUCGAAGUUUGUGCCACCGAACUGCGGUUCCGAUCGAUCCAUGAUCUGCAUGACGAGCUGUUGGCGCAGAUGUAUCCAGCACUUGGGUAUUGUCGCACAGGUGCCUGGGUUUUUGCUCUCAGCGGCGCGCUGCUUCUGGGAACAUUGGGAGGUGUGGCGGUGCUGCUGAAGAGGAGAGGCCGUGUAGAUGUCUCAAGACGAGAAGCAGGGCAAGCCCAAGCCAAAGCUGCUGCGGCUUAGAGA
Durusdinium trenchii is the source of this 620-nucleotide messenger RNA. Lineage: Eukaryota; Dinophyceae; Suessiales; Symbiodiniaceae. The record is from the annotation of a GenBank genome assembly.